AAAAAAAAAAAAAAAACAUAAACCAAGGGCUUGUGUUCGGUCCUCUCUCGUGCUCUCCCUCUCCCUCUCUCUCUCUCUCUCUCUCUCUCUCUCUCUCUCUCUUCUUUACCUUAAUCGACCAAAACCAGGGUUUUGUUUUUGUCAAUCUCAGGCUUCGUUGUUAUUUUCCUCUCUUUUUCUUGCAUAUAAAUAAAAAUUGAGGAAAUUUUCUUUUUGGAUAGUCAUCGUAUUGUAAUUCUGGUUUUGUUCGUCGAUCGACAGCGAUAAGAGAAGAGAGAGCUUGAGAAUUCAGUGUUCGAUUUGGUGGUCGAGGUAAAGAGAGGCAGCACAGCAAACAUCAUGGGGUCUGAACAGAACGACGGCACAAGCGUUCCUCCUUCGGAGCCCAAGCUCUGCGCCAACGGGUGCGGCUUCUUCGGGACGGCGGCCAACAUGAAUCUCUGCUCCAAGUGUUACAGAGACCUCCGCGUCAAGGAGGAACAAGCGGCCUCUGCAAAGGCAGCUGUCGAGGAAUCUCUUAACCCCAAACCGCCAAAGCAACAGGAACAACAGCCUAUUGCUGCGAGUGUGGUCUCUGUCGCCGCUUCCGCCACUGCUGCGGCCUCUUCCAGUGGAGUCCUCACGGUCGGUGGCCACCAGGUCGAGCCCAAGGUGGCGAACCGGUGCAGUAGCUGCAACAAGAAGGUGGGCUUAACAGGGUUCAAGUGCAAGUGCGGGAGCACCUUCUGCGGGGUUCAUAGGUACCCGGAGAACCACCAGUGUAUCUUCGAUUUCAAGGGUGCUGGUCGGGAUGCCAUUGCCAAGGCAAAUCCUGUGGUUAAGGCUGAUAAAGUGGAGAGGAUUUGAAUGGACUAUUGGACGGUAAUUUGGUGUUCUUGAUAUUGGGUUCUUUUUCAAUCUUCCCCUACUUUUUGGUUGGCUGGUUGGUCAUGGGUGGGUGGUCGGCUUAGGCUUUAGGCGUAGGAGUGUUGGCUGUUCUGGGUGCUUUAUGGCUAAUGUUUGUGUGGGUGGGGAUAGAUGGAGACUGUUGAUUCCAUAAUAAAGUGGAUCAAUGAAUUGUUAGUUGCACUUUGCUUCUUAAUGCGUUUGGCUUUAAUCUCUUAUAAUGCUAUGGAUCUACCCUUUAUAUAUAUGUAUGUACUUGUAUCUAAUACUCUCUCUUUUAUGCAAUCGGCUGCCCCUGAGGCUGGGUUGUUGGUUUAA
This is a messenger RNA of Carica papaya (papaya), 1203 nucleotides long. RefSeq names its product zinc finger A20 and AN1 domain-containing stress-associated protein 1. Gene Ontology annotation, biological process: proteasome-mediated ubiquitin-dependent protein catabolic process. Lineage: Eukaryota; Viridiplantae; Streptophyta; Magnoliopsida; Brassicales; Caricaceae. The record is from RefSeq and is a predicted model, not a curated record. Gene Ontology annotation, molecular function: zinc ion binding; DNA binding.